Molecule: messenger RNA, 565 nt
Organism: Talaromyces proteolyticus
Lineage: Eukaryota; Fungi; Ascomycota; Eurotiomycetes; Eurotiales; Trichocomaceae
Product: Cyanovirin-N
Exons: 2
Coding region: 91-444 (117 amino acids)
Source: RefSeq, a predicted model, not a curated record
CCUACGACCCACCCCCAUCAAUAAUGUCCACCAUCUGUUAUCAAAUCCGAACACACAUUCAACAAGAAGCAAUUUUCUUGCCUUUUCGCAAUGUCUUUUCAUGAAAGCGCCUGCGAUGUUCACCUGAGUCCGGGGCGUGAACCCGGGACAACUUUGCUGGUUGCUAUAUGCAAUAACGAGGAAGGAUCAGGUCUGACUAGCGAUAUCUUGCUCGAUGACUUUCUUGGUAAUGAUGAUGGGCAUUUCAUCUGGGGCGGAAAGAACGUGACUCAAAGCUGUCGGAAUUUACAGCUAUGCAGGGAAGGGCCAUCUCGACUGCCCAUACUUCAUGCUAAUCUUCAAAAUCGCUCGGGUGAAUUCGUAGCCGCUGAUUGUCAUCUUGAUGAGCAUAUCAUCAACAUCAAUGGCGAACUUCUGUUGAAGCCAAACGAAGGUGUAGAAUAGUAUGCAUGAAAUGCCGAUUCUUACAGCUUGAGAUGGCGCACGCCAAGCUCUUGAAUGAACAGAUGCUAUAGGUCAAGAAGGGAUCUUCAGAUUUGAAUGGGAAAUUCAUUGUCUUGAUUGA